AUGUCAAGGUCAACAAUAGAAGAAGGACAUUUACGUCAUUGUAUGCUAUUUUUGUUCGAUCAAGGAUUGAAAGCAAACGAAGCAGUGAAAAAAAUUAACGACACUUACGGCGAUGUUCUAAAACUAAACAAGUGUCAUAGAUGGUUUAAAAAGUUUAAAAAUGGAAAUAGGAAUCUCGAAGAUGUUGAACGAAAGGGACGACCUCAAAAAUUAGAUAAUGAUAUCCUGAGGGCGAUGGUGGAUUCAGAUCGUCGUCAAACUAUUAGGGAAUUAUCACUAAAGAUCGGCUGUCCAUGGUUUGCAGUUCAGGAUCAUCUUCAUCGCAUAGGAAAAGUGUAUAGGCAAGGAAUUUNGGAAAGAUGUCAAGGCCAACAAUAG
This is a messenger RNA of Dinoponera quadriceps, 378 nucleotides long. Its product is annotated as histone-lysine N-methyltransferase SETMAR-like. The record is from RefSeq and is a predicted model, not a curated record. The transcript has a single exon. Lineage: Eukaryota; Metazoa; Arthropoda; Insecta; Hymenoptera; Formicidae. The coding region runs from base 1 to 378 and encodes 125 amino acids.